Molecule: messenger RNA, 2989 nt
Organism: Cinclus cinclus
Lineage: Eukaryota; Metazoa; Chordata; Aves; Passeriformes; Cinclidae
Gene: SEPTIN5
Product: septin 5
Exons: 11
Coding region: 1-1146 (381 amino acids)
Biological process (GO): cytoskeleton-dependent cytokinesis; regulation of exocytosis
Cellular component (GO): cell division site; septin ring; microtubule cytoskeleton
Molecular function (GO): GTPase activity; molecular adaptor activity; GTP binding
Source: RefSeq, a predicted model, not a curated record
AUGGAUUCGAUCAUUAUUCAGGAGCGGUUAGUGGAGCGGCUGCUGUCUCCCCGGACGCAGGCACAGCGAAGCCACCCGGGCAAGCUGAAGGACCAUGAGAAGCAGUACGUGGGCUUUGCCACUCUGCCGAACCAGGUCCACCGGAAAUCCGUGAAGAAGGGUUUCGACUUCACCCUGAUGGUUGCAGGAGAGUCGGGUCUGGGCAAAUCCACACUGGUGAAUAGCCUGUUCCUGACAGACCUCUACAAAGACAGAAAGCUUCUCAAUGCAGAGGAGAGGAUCAACCAGACAGUGGAGAUCAUCAAGCACACGGUGGACAUUGAGGAGAAGGGUGUCAAGCUGAAGCUGACUAUAGUGGACACACCAGGCUUUGGAGAUGCUGUUAACAACACUGAGUGCUGGAAGCCCAUCACUGACUACAUUGACCAGCAGUUUGAGCAGUAUUUCCGUGAUGAAAGUGGCCUGAACCGGAAGAACAUCCAGGACAACCGAGUACAUUGCUGCCUCUACUUCAUCUCUCCCUUUGGGCACGGGCUGAGGCCUGUGGAUGUUGAGUUCAUGAAGGCUCUGCAUGAGAAGGUCAACAUUGUGCCCCUGAUUGCCAAAGCCGACUGCCUGAUCCCCUCCGAGAUCCGAAAGCUAAAAGAGAGGAUCCGGGAAGAGAUCGACAGAUUUGGCAUUAAAGUGUACCAGUUUCCUGAGUGUGACUCUGAUGAAGAUGAGGAGUUCAAGCAGCAAGACAGAGAGCUGAAGGAGAGCGCUCCCUUUGCUGUCAUUGGCAGCAACACCGUGGUGGAGGCAAAAGGCCAGCGUGUCCGUGGGCGGCUCUACCCCUGGGGCAUUGUGGAAGUGGAAAACCAGGCACACUGUGACUUCGUGAAGCUGCGGAACAUGCUGAUCCGGACACACAUGCAUGACCUGAAGGACGUCACUUGCGAUGUCCACUACGAGAACUAUCGAGCUCAGUGCAUCCAGCAAAUGACCAGCAAGCUGACUCAGGACAACAGGAUAGAAAGUCCCAUUCCUAUCCUGCCUCUCCCAACACCAGACACUGAGACAGAGAAGCUGAUUAAGAUGAAGGAUGAGGAGUUACGGCGGAUGCAAGAGAUGCUGCAAAAGAUGCAGCAGCAGAUGCAGGAUCAGUGAGAGGCAGGUACCCAGAGAGAAGAGGGGAUCCCUCAGUGACCAUCUGAGACCUGGCAAGAGCUGUGAACGUUUAAAAAAGGUUUCCUGUUGUAUAGAGACUUGUGGGAAAGAGCUGUACCCGCACCCUCUAAUUUAUUAGCAGCAGUGCUGGCUUUUCGACCAGCUGGAUUGUGGAGGAGGCUGUUCACUUAACAGUUUUUAAAUAAUUAUUCUUUCAUUUAUUUUUUCCCUUUUUUUUUUUUAAGAAACUAGCCUAGGAUGUCUCUAAGGCAUCCUAAAAAUAUAAGAAAAGAAAAAGAUCCCUUUUUCCUGUGUACUAAUCUCUUGUUUGGGAAUGCUCCGGUAUUUAAAGUCCUGGUUUCUCUGGUGUACAAACUUAGAGCAUCUGUGUCAAUGCACGUUAGUGUUUACUCCCAACUGAGGUGCUGUGCCCCUGUCCCUGUUCCCCUUGUCUGGGGCCAGCACAAGCAUUGUAAAGGCAGCCAUACCCUCCUCCUGUGAGUUUGACCUGCGCUGCUUGGGCUUCUCAGCCUGGGGACAGUACUGGCCCAGGGAACUGGGGCUGGGGGUUUCUCUGUGCACUGACUUGCUCAGGAGUCCUGAUGAUUGUCUGGUAUCCUGUCCAGGUUUUUAUGGGUUUUUUGUUUAGUUGGUUGGUUUUGUUCUUCCUAUCAAGAAAACUCCAGGAUGUUUGCACUGAACAGCAAGAGACUGAGUGCCUCAAAGUCUGGUUAGAAGAAAACUGAUCUCAGUUACAUCUUUCUGGCAGAGAGGUUGAGUUGUUGACUAUUGCCUGCAAAGAGGUGAUGGGAGUGAGCACCUUCCCUGCCAUGGUUUCCUCCCACAGCAAGCUGGAGGCAUUGGUAGAGGAAAUCUAAGCCCCUGCAGUGGCUAGCAGGUGUUGGGUCAGCCUGGCAGGUGCAGGACUGUCAUUGAGUGGGGCUGAGCACAGCCCAGCAGGCUUGGCUUGGCUCUUGCUCCUCUGCCUUUCCCCUGGGCACUCAGCCCUUCUCCCCCUCCUUAUUCCUUGGCUCUUCCUGCCCUGGUGCUGGGAAGGCUGAUGGGUCUGCUGGGCAGAGAUAAAAGCACUCUUUGGGCAGCAGCUCCUGUCCUGUUCUCGCUUCCUGCAGUAUUUUUAACUUGAGUCCAGCCAGAGCAGAGCCCUGCAGUGUGAUGUGCCUGACAUGGCAGGGCUCACCAGCAACACUGCCAUGCUCACAGGAGUCAGGGCUGUUGCAGGGAGAGACACUUGGCUCCUCCCUCUGACUCCAGGGAGUGCAGCCAUGGGCUGGACCCUUCUGCUUCUUGGCUGACUCCUCUGUCUCCUUACCUCUUUUGUAUCUGCUCCUCCAUCUCUGGCUCUCCCCAGUAGAUCUCCCUGGAUAGGAAGCACAGUGUUGGCCAGGAAUAGCCAGGCUCUAGGUUCUGUUACUAGGCACUGCAUUUGUCUGAUUCCCCCCUGGGGCUUUAGAGUCCCAGCCAGGGUUUGUGCAUGUGGUGAGUAGGUUGGCUGGUUCCAAUUAUUCACUGUACAGAGCUUCUGCUUAGCCAGAGCAGGGGCUAUAGGGGCAGGGGAGAGACCCUGGCACCAUGUGGAAGGACAAAGUAAGGAUAGAAGCCCUUUGACAGAACUGUGCAAGCUGGGCAAGAGCAGUGUUCAACAAUGUUCGGGGUUUUUUUCAUUUUCCUCUAUUUUGGGCUCAUAAGUGACAGUGCCAUCCCAGGAGAGCAGAAGGCUUCAGCUUGACUUCAGUAACAUGUAGGACCAAGGCACCUGAGAGGAAGUAUAACCUUUCUUUGCAUGAUGUGCUUACUUGAGCAGUGGAGUAGCCUGAAACAGGUU